AUGGAGGGGCGUGAUCGGAAAAAGAAGAGAAUGCAGAGAAGUAAUGGUGGUUUAGAUGGGGGCUGUGACGGUGAAGAUGAAGGUUACGACGAAGAGGAGGGCUGUGUCGGGGCGAUGUCGAGAGGAAGAAGGGGUUAUGGGUUUACGGGUUGUGGGCUUGGGGUAUGGGGUUUAGUUGGUUGGGCUAUGGGUUUAGGUUUGGUUUCGGGCUUGGGCUUGUGGGAAUCGAAACCGAUUGCAAAGGGGAAUCAGGUUCUAAACUCAGAAAUUGAAGGAGCCGCGGAGUUGCUUAGAAAAGCAGAGAGGCCUCUAAUUGUGUUUGGUAAAGGGGUUGCCCAUGCGAGAGCAGAGAAUGAACUGAGGAAGCUAGUGGAAACCACUGGAAUCCCAUUCUUGCCUACGCCAAUGGGAAAAGGCUUGUUGCCAGAUACCCAUGAGCUUGCACCAAGUGCAGCUAGGCUUAAUUGGCUGUUGCACUUUGGAGAGCCUCCCAAGUGGUCUAAGGAUGUGAAAUUUAUACUGGAGGAUAUUUGUAAGGGUGAGAUUGAGCUAAGGAAACCACAUUUGGGUUUGGUCGGAGACGCAAAAAAGGUGUUGGAAUUGAUCAAUAAGGAGAUCAAGGACGACCCCUUUUGUUUGGCGAAGAAUCAUCCGUGGGUGGAAGCGAUUUCCAAGAAAGCAAAGGAGAAUACGCCCAUGAGGAUAAUUAGAGAUGCUAUUUUGGGAGUGAGGAGCCCAGCUCCAAUAUUGGUGGCAGAGGGGCCUAAUACGAUGGAUGUUGGGAGAGCUGUGUUGAUUCAGACAGAGCCUAGGACUAGGUUGGAUGCUGGCACUUGGGGGACAAUGAGGGUUGGGUUGGGUUGGGUUAUUGCAUUGCAGCUGCAGUAG
Messenger RNA from Hevea brasiliensis (rubber tree), 888 nucleotides. RefSeq names its product 2-hydroxyacyl-CoA lyase-like. The record is from RefSeq and is a predicted model, not a curated record. Gene Ontology annotation, cellular component: peroxisome. Bases 1 to 888 code for a protein of 295 amino acids. Gene Ontology annotation, biological process: fatty acid alpha-oxidation. NCBI's taxonomy places the organism in Eukaryota, Viridiplantae, Streptophyta, Magnoliopsida, Malpighiales, Euphorbiaceae. The transcript has 4 exons. Gene Ontology annotation, molecular function: thiamine pyrophosphate binding; magnesium ion binding.